Messenger RNA from Rhizoctonia solani, 1896 nucleotides. Its product is annotated as Retrovirus-related Pol polyprotein from transposon TNT 1-94. The coding region runs from base 1 to 1896 and encodes 631 amino acids. The record is from RefSeq and is a predicted model, not a curated record. Lineage: Eukaryota; Fungi; Basidiomycota; Agaricomycetes; Cantharellales; Ceratobasidiaceae. The transcript has a single exon.
AUGACUCCAUUCGAGUCAUUUUGGGGCAAGAAACCGAAUGUUAGUACAUUAAGACCGUGGGGAAGUAAAUGCUACGUACUAGAUCAAACCGGAGAUCGAUCUAAGUUAGACGCGAAAGCAUUCCAAGCGAUAUUCGUUGGAAUAUCGGAAGUACAAGGCAAAAGCUGGAGAUACUACAAAUCAGGACUGAACAGGAUAUUACACUCGAGGAACAUUACCUUUCCGAGAGUAAACACGGUUAGUGAAGAACCCGGAAUUGACCAGGAUUGGGGAGAUACAGUCGCUCCGCCCGCUGAGGGGGAGAUGACUCAUGCCGACAGCGCUGCGGAACGACCGAAAGAACCUGCUGGAACAGGGGGAGUGCAUACAGUCAGCAAGGAAGAAAAGAGUGACUUGAACAAACCUGUAGAUAUAAAAAGUGAGCCUAAGAUUGAACAAAAAGCAUCCAACAAACCAACGAAACUCACUCACAAUAAUGUACUUAAACCUUAUACUACUCGUUCUCACUCUGCUAUGCGCAUUAACCCUAGCGCGACUACGAAUGCACUACAACAACUCAACACACUUACGUCCGGAACCAACAACGCAGGAGUCCAAACCCGCAGUCGGAAUCCUAAUGUUGCUCCCAUCAAACUCGACAACGUGCAAGGAGGGAUUACCCUCAAGAUCCGGCACCCUCCCAUGUCCGGUCAGUCAGGUUCUCAGCCAAAGAACGAAACUGCUAACCUUUUAAUAGAGUUCUCCGAUGUCCCUAUCACGCCCAGCGACCCCAAUAGCUCCGACGACACUGUACCUAGCGCAUACAACUUCUUCGACAGUCCCUCCACCGUACUACCCACCGAUACCGGCACCCCGGACCUUACCUACUCGAUGGUCACCCCAACAACACCCGAACCAACCAUCGACAAACUUUGCGAACAAUUCGAACAGCUAUACCUCAAUGAACCAUCGAUCCCCAAACAGCCGAACCCCACCUUGGCGUCGUCCGGAGAUAUGGAACCAACGUGGACGUUCAUCAACAAUGAACCGCCGACGCCGACGACCAACAGUCCUACCGUUGCGGAGGCGCUAUCCGGGCCAAACGCAGAGGAAUGGUGGAAGGCGAUGGCCAAGGAGGUCAGCACCCUCAAACGAAUGGGAACGUACGAACUAACAGACUUACCACCCGAACGCAAGGCGAUGGGGAACAAAUGGGUCCUUGUACUCAAGCACGACGAGAACGGCACACCCAUCCGACACAAGGCAAGACUUGUAGCCCAAGGAUUUAGUCAGCAACCCGGCAUUGAUUUUGACAAGACAUUCGCACCCGUCGUACGUCUUGAUUCAAUCCGUACGCUCGUAUCAAUCGCUAACCAGUACGAUUGGGAUAUACGACAGCUCAAUGUAAACUCGGCUUACCUACACGCCGAAGUUGACGAAGAUUUAUACAUGCAGCAAAUCCCUUAUUUUAGCGACGGUACGAACAAAGUGUUAAAAUUAAAGCGAUCAAUUUACGGACUGAAACAAGCAGGACGGAUGUGGAAUAAACUAUACAACACAAAGCUGAAAGCAAUCGGAUACACACCAUGCUUUACCGACGCAUGUGUAUACCACCGAAUCAACAACAUUAACGGUGAGCUGUGUGUGUCAAUCAUAGCUACACAUGUUGACGAUUCAAUUGUCAUAUCAUCGCCGAACCACUCUGAUAUUACAAUAUCCGAACUCUUGCGCGCAUUUGACAUGCGCGACCUCGGACCGAUACAUCACUUCCUUGGAAUAGCAUUCCAACGCGAUCGUAAGAAUGGCAUCAUCACACUCAACCAAGCAGCAUAUAUUAACUCACUAGUUGAUUAUGCAGGCCUUGCAGAAGCUUACCCCGCCGACACUCCUUUUAGCCCGACCGUACAACUCACUUGA